GUAUCUGCCACAGACAUUAAUAUGGACUUCUCACCCUACAAAAGCUUAACUACUGAAGAGCAGAAUCCAGUAACCUCUUUGCCACAUUUAGAAGUCACUGAUGCGUUUAUUGGUACGCCUAUAUCCAAAUCUAGAAGAGUGUCAAGGUUACUUGAUUUUUGUAGCCAUAAAAGCAGGGCAUCUAUCAUUUUCAGAUGGAGGUUACUAAUGGCAGGUAUAAUUUAAGUGCAUUAUAUACAUCUGUUACAACUUUUAUUUCAUUGCUGAAGUUGUCUACUUAUUUAACAUUAAUAUAAUAACUGAAAAUGUUUUCUUUACAGAGGGCAAAAGCUUUGGCUGCAAGCUCAGUUUCUUCUGUUUUUACGGGGCAUACACCUCAAUCUAUUUUGAGGUCCAGUGCUCGAACUACCCCUCUGGCUUCUCCUUCAGUUUCUCCUGGAAGAUCAAUUACGCCUCCUUUACGACCUAGAGAGGCUAAAAUCUCUUUUAUGGAACAGAUCGAUAACAAAUAUAUCAAAGGGGUUUUAACACCUGACAAGGAUCUGCCAGCAUCCUCCCCACUAACAAAAUCUGCUCAGGAUACCAUUUGGACAGAAAGGAUGACAUUGUCUAUAAGUAACACCUCUACUAAAGAUCUUGAUGAGAUGGAUGAGUCUUCAUCUGGUAUUCAGGAUGGGAGUCCUAGCAAGAUGGAAGCCAGUAGGGAAGCAAGUAAUAUAUCUGCAAGGUCAGAUCAAACAACACUAGAGUAUCAUGAUGCUCCAACACCUGAAGAUAUGGAAGAUGAUGUAGUUACUGUAACAGCUAAGUCAGAGCUUCUUAUAUUUAAAGACUCAUUGCCUUCUGAAGUGGGCACCAUAGCAGCACCAGAAAUCCGUGUUACAGAGGUUCAAGAACUGCAAGAUAAAGAUACAGUAGAUGCAAAUACUGACCAUAUUUCACUAUCUGAAAAUGACACGGAAACAUUACACCAGUUAACUGCAGUGCAGGAAAUCGUUACUCAAGUUAAGUGUGCUUCGGAGGAGGUAGAAGAUAAUGCACAGACAGUUGGUAUGGAUCCAGAAUCCGUUUCUUCCACCCAGGACUCUGCAUCUGUUAUUAGUAUUCAUGACAGUGAAGAUGUUGCAAGUGCACAUUCAGAACAUCUAAAUGAAGAAAAUGAAGUGGUGGAACUCAAUGGAGAAGUUGAAUUACACGUUUUAGAAGACAAAAGUCUAGUGACUGAGGAAUACCCUGUGGCUAGGUCCCCACUUUCUUGCUGCUUGGAAGAAGAGGAUAAGGAUUUAAAGGAAAAAGAGGCAUCUGAAUCUGAACUCAUGACAAGCUGCCAUCAGUUGCAUCCAGCUAUUGAAUUCCAGGUGUAUUCAAAUGCUGAAUUUAUUGAAGAGCACUACACAUGUGAACAUUCUGAUGAUAGAAAUUCUUUGGAAACUGAUGAUGCUGAAGUGGAGAAUGCUCUAGCUGCUAGUAAUUUUACAUUAAUCCUUGAGGAAGAAGGUGAAGGGGGAGAGCAUGAAGCUGCGGAAGGUGAAGCAGGAGAAAAUGAAGCUGCGGAGACUGAAGUGCUUGAAUCCAAUCAUUCUUCAGACAAAGAACUGAAAACCCUUUCAAAGAUGUCAUUCACAAUGACUGAGGAAUAUGCUGGCCAAGAGAUUAAAAUUACUGACACAUGCCCUGCAAAUGCAUUCACGCUUGUAGAUGGUGAACAUGAGACAAAGAUUAUGGAAACCUUGCCUUAUGUGCCAGAGCCAAUUAAGGUAGCUGUAGAAGAAAACUUACUUGAUGUAUUUAAAGGUAAUAGUGGCAAAGAUUUUACUUCUGAAGUGGAUCACGAAUCAGCCCACGAAAAUGAGUCUCUAAAGAAGCGCAGAAGUGUCCGCACUGCUAGAACGCCUGCAAAAAAAAAGGAAACAAAAUCAGAAGAUAUGGGAGCCGAGAGCGUCAUCCAAGCGGUAACACCACAAAAAAGAUCAGAUGUUGCAGGGCUCAGAGAAUCUCUAGAAACCUCACCAAAGGAAGACUUGUCUGCGGUUGCUAACCCUCAAACCCCGCGGAGAACUGUAAGGAAAUCGGCAAGAACUGAAAGUAAAAGUGCUGAACUUGAGGUUCAGCAUCCAGUAACUCCCAGAAGAGGGAGAAAAGCCAAAGAAAAUGAAGAAAAGCUGACACUAGCCACUUCACAGGAGGAACAACCAUCCUCACAAAUUUUCAGAAGGAAAAGAAGCCAAGUACCUGAAAAAACUCAAAGUACUGAAGUGGGAUUAACAAGUGUAGACGAAGUCACAGUACAACUGCCACUCUCUCCAGCUAGAACUCGUAGAAGUAAAGCUCCCAUUUCAGAUGAAGUGAACAAAGGAAAUGAAGACUUGCUGGAUCCAAAGGUUGGUGUUCUAACACCUCCAAGGAUUACAAGAUCUUCUAAAAUCAUACAGGAAGCUGAAACAGAACUAUUGACUAAAACUUCUGAAACUGAUCAAGUUACUACACCUACGAGAGGCCGGAGGGGAAAGCGUGCUGUAAAUGAGUUGGUCAAGCAUUUUGAGCUUAAUGCUAUUCAAACAAAUUCUAGUCCACCCGUUUCUCCAAAAAGGGUCUCCUUAAGAUGGUCAAGGAUAAAAUCAGAAAAUCAGAUAGAUCAUCAAGCAGCUGAGCAAGAAAAUACACAGUCACAAGAGCAAAUUGUAGACACACCUAGGAAAAGGACAAAAAAGUCUAAUGUUGGCAAACUUGCAGAGGAAUCCACAGAGAUUUCUAAAAAACCUCUCUUGUUAGAACAAGCUGAUGAGCUUGCAUUGACCAAAGGAACAAAGAAAGGGAACUUGUCUGUCAGACAGACUAGAAAACGUGCUCUUCCUUCAGUGUCAGAGGAAAGUGUGGAGGAAAGACUGAAUGUUUUGCAUCCAGUUGACAGUCAACACACGGCACCUAAUGCUGAUCAAGAUGACCAGAUUAAAAGCAUCCGCUUAACCAGGACUCGAUUGAGUAAUCCUUCCACGUUUGCAGAUCCCUCCACGGUUACAUUUGCAUUCACUACUCCUACUCCAAGACGUAGAAAGAAUGCAAAAGUUGAACUAGUGGUUCCGCCCAUCUCUCCAGAGUCUGUACAGCCCCCUUUCGCUCCUCAGUACAUCUUUUCUCCCCCUUCUCUGAGGUCAAGGAGGACAACCAGAAACUCCACUAUUGUAACAGAGAAAGAACAGGAUUUGAAGAUUCCAGAAUCCCAUGACAAAGAAACUGAGGUUCCUAAAGAACAAAUAUUAAAACGACCAAGGGGAAGACCUCCUAAACAUAAAGGAAACAAAGCAGGAAAGUCAGUAGGUAAAGCAACCUGGUCACCCCCAUCUGUAGAAAUUCAGCUUCUUUCGCCACCGGAAAGUCCAGAUGUCGACUCAGAAAAUACAAAGUCAGUAUCCACAGAAACCAAAGCAUUGAAUCAGAACCAACUGAGAAGAACCAGAAGAAGAAUAGUAUCCAUACCUGUAACACGCCGGAAGAUCAGAUGA
Messenger RNA from Staurois parvus, 3503 nucleotides. The record is from the annotation of a GenBank genome assembly. Lineage: Eukaryota; Metazoa; Chordata; Amphibia; Anura; Ranidae.